Molecule: messenger RNA, 1250 nt
Organism: Cheilinus undulatus (humphead wrasse)
Lineage: Eukaryota; Metazoa; Chordata; Actinopteri; Labriformes; Labridae
Gene: mrpl3
Product: mitochondrial ribosomal protein L3
Exons: 10
Coding region: 155-1177 (340 amino acids)
Biological process (GO): translation
Cellular component (GO): ribosome; mitochondrial large ribosomal subunit
Molecular function (GO): structural constituent of ribosome
Source: RefSeq, a predicted model, not a curated record
ACUGUUUUUGUCAGGUACAGGAAGUAGCCAGGGUGACAUUAAGAAGACGUGAAAGGAAGCAUGGCUAUGUGUAUUUUCUGAUUCACCUUGUCCUAUUGGUUCCUUUGUCUUAUAUGUUAAUAUUUAUGUGUAGUUAUAAAUACUAAAGGGUGCAAUGGCGGCGUGGAGCUGUCGUUUCCUUCUCCAGUGUGGACAUCGAGCCGUUUCUCACCGACCCGCUGAAAGUCCUGCCUAUUUGGUGGGCUGCAUCAGGACAGUUAAGACCACAACAUGGUUUGAUGAACACCUUACAAAGGAAAACCAGGAGUUCAUGAGGGAGAGCACAGCAGAGGAAUACAGACAACUCACAGCAGAAAAGCUCAACCCACUCAAAGAUGAACCCUGGCAGCGACAUGAGUGGACAAAAGGAAGUAGAAGAGUUGGGUUAGUAGCUGUGAAGCUGGGGAUGGCUCCUAUCUGGACAAAAACAGGAGAACGGCAUGUCGUCACCAUGUUACAGGUGCAGGACUGCCAUGUACUAAAGUAUCUGUCCAAAGAAGAAUAUAAUGGCCACACUGCUGCUCUCCUGGUCGGAGGGAAAAACGUCUCCCCGUUCUAUAGGUCUGAACAGGACAUGGAGAUGUUCAGGAAUGCAGGCGUGCCUCCAAAACAGAAAGUCUCCACGUUUAAAGUCUCAGACAACGCCAUCAUCAAACCAGGCACUCCCCUGUAUGCGGCUCAUUUCCGUCCUGGACAAUAUGUGGACGUCACAGGCAAAACAAUCGGUAAAGGUUUCCAGGGUGUAAUGAAGCGAUGGGGUUUCAAAGGUCAGCCAGCCACCCACGGCCAAACAAAAACUCACCGAAGGCCUGGAGCCUCCGGACCUGGAGGGGAUCCAGCCAAAGUAUUCAAAGGAAAGAAGAUGCCCGGUCAGAUGGGAAACACCGUCAUCACAGCGCACGGACUGAAGAUAUGGAGGGUCAAUACCAAGUAUAAUAUACUGUAUGUUAGCGGCUCCGUCCCCGGCCACAGGAACUGCUUACUGAAGGUAAAUGAUACAACACUGCCGACCAGGAGCUCCACCCUGCUCAACCCUCCUUUCCCCACAUACUUCGCCGAGGAGGACGGCGACCUUGAUGAAGACCUGUACGAUGACAGCUUGUUCAUUCACACAGAGCCGUCAUUGACAAUGACCUGACUUUACAACCACCUCGCCUUCUCACCCUAACUCACCAAGUCUGCAUCAUGUAAUAAAGAGAAAUUUCUUUGAA